AUGUCGCUCAGCCUUUCCUCCCUCCUCAACCCAUCUCCGGAUGCGGAAACCCAGCAGAACGACUCCUCCUCGCCGCCCCUCCCUCAGAAGGACCCGCUGCCUCCGAUGCAGUAUGUCCAGUCGCCCACUCAGCAGGGCGCGACUCCAUCCAACACCGCGCAUCCAUCUCACGGCUACUCCCAUCCCGCCGCAACCGAAAGCGACGCGGUACAAGCACUGGCGGCAUUGUCCUCGAGCGCAGCAGCGCCGCCAACGCAGUCACAGUGGCAUAGCCAAGAGCAGACCAUGGAAGGGCAGGUGUAUGAGAGACGAGGCAGUUCAUACGAGCAUGCGCGACCUGGGAGUAGUGGCAUGCAGCUCCCCAAGCCUCCACCACCUCCCGCAACGGCAGACCGGAAGAUGAGUUCGCCUACUCUCGACCAGUAUCGCGUGUCUUCGAGGUCGCCAGAGCAGAGACGGUCUUCUCUUAUAUCGCCGUCACAGAACUCCGGCGUCACGCUACCUCCAAUUCAAAGUUUCGGAAAUUCACAUCAAAAUCACUCUGCGAUGCCUUCCUCUGAUCACGAGCAAAUGGAAGUGAGCGCUCAUAGUGCUGCGCCUCCUACCUUCACUGAACAAUCAACUCAUGCGCCAAAUGGUCUACCCACAGGUACAGCACACGCUCCGACUUACGCGGCCAACCAACCUUCACUACAAGGAAGACCAACAUCACCCUCCAAUGUGAAACAGGAAGUGCUCGCGACACCACAACCGUCCUCACCAGCAAAUGCACAGAACACCCCACUGAAGCCGGGCGAGAACGAGGUGGACAGUGUCAAGGCCAUUGCCUCCCUCAAGAACGAGCACGGCUUGCGAACAGCUUCACCUCUCCGCGAAUCCUCCGUACCUGUUCCAUCCACCGAACUUUCACCACCCGAGCCUACGGUGUCCAAGAAGCGUCCUGCGCCAGCCAGACCUAAGAAGGGCAUGGCGACGACGAAGAAGGCACCGCCGGCUAAGAAGCGCAAAGUCGAAGCGAAGCGAUCCGUGACGCCGUCCUCGCGAGCCUCGAAGAUGUCUAUGCUGAAGACUGCGAGCAGUACAGGUACACCAGCCAACUCCUCGCCGGCACCUUCAACCAGAUCGGUAUCCGCAACGCCAUAUUCGGAGGAUGAAGAUAUGGAUGAGGGUCCUGCAGGCUCAGACGACGAACUCUACUGCAUCUGCCGCAAGCCCGACAAUGGUACUUUCAUGAUUGGGUGCGAUGGGACGUGCGAUGAUUGGUUUCAUGGCAAGUGUGUGGAAAUCGCAGAACGGGAUAAGAACCUCAUCGACAAGUACAUCUGCCCUAGCUGUACCGAAAAGGGAGUGGGUCGAACAACGUGGAAGCGAUAUUGCAGGCGUCAGGGGUGUAGGCAGCCCGCGAGGAGCCGGAAUGUGAAGAACGGAAAGGAAGGCAGUAAGUACUGCUCGGAUGAGUGUGGUGUGCAAUGCUUCAGGGACAUGGUUGCCAAGACGAGAGGGAAGGAGGAGACCACGAAACACAGAAGCAGUCGACGGAAGCCGAGUAUGGUCAACGAGCGCGCCGGGCUGGAUGAUGACCUUGGCGCGAGAGGCGGCGUCCUCGCAGCAGGCGAACUGAAGAGCUUGGUCAAUACCUCGAAAACCGCAGAAGACUUCAAGCGAUUUGGCGAAGGCGUGCUGAGUCCGCCAGCCACACCAUCCUCAUCACCCACUGCAGACAAGAAGCAGCACGGCAUCGACUUCACCGACUCCGAGAACCAAUCUCUCGAAAACAUCACCCACAAGAAAGACGAAGCGCGCCGCAAACACAACGUCCUCAAAGACCGAUUGAAGUUCGUCAAUCUCGCCAAACAGGCCGCCUCCCGCACCGCCACUGAGCGCGAACUCAAGCCCAAAGAGUACUGCGGCUACGACUCCCGCAUUGAAUGGACCGAAGACCAAUUCGCCGCUUGGCGCGAGAGCGCCGCCGGCAAACAAGCCUUUGACCUCAACACCCUAGCCACCGAAGCCGAUGGCAAGACGAACGGCUCCGCGGACGCUAUGGACACGGACACCACCGUCGCGCCUGCUCUGGCAAUGUUCGAUGCAGAGGCCAUGCAAGACUUCGAAGUCUGCGACCGUAAGAAGUGCGCGCGACAUCUCGAGUGGCCGAAGUUGGCGGUGGAUGAUUUGCGGUUCGAGAUGGGGGAUAAUGGGGACAGGAUGAGGGGUUUGGAUCGGGAGGAGAAGGAGUUGAAGGAGAGGGCGGCGUUGAGGGCGAAGGGAGGGGUUGUGGGGGGUGAGGGGAGGGUUGAGGUGCAUGGGCUUGGUAUGGAGGGGGUGGAGGUGGGGUGA
Messenger RNA from Saxophila tyrrhenica, 2337 nucleotides. It is a transcript of the gene SPP1, whose product is annotated as COMPASS (complex proteins associated with Set1p) component. The record is from RefSeq and is a predicted model, not a curated record. The transcript has a single exon. Bases 1 to 2337 code for a protein of 778 amino acids. Gene Ontology annotation, cellular component: Set1C/COMPASS complex. Lineage: Eukaryota; Fungi; Ascomycota; Dothideomycetes; Mycosphaerellales; Extremaceae.